Molecule: messenger RNA, 591 nt
Organism: Parastagonospora nodorum SN15
Lineage: Eukaryota; Fungi; Ascomycota; Dothideomycetes; Pleosporales; Phaeosphaeriaceae
Exons: 3
Coding region: 96-467 (123 amino acids)
Source: RefSeq, a predicted model, not a curated record
GCAAUUAACCUUAAAUACCGGUCUCCUUCCUGCAUUGAAUCUACAUCAACCACCUUUACUUCCAAACCUAACUUUCAAACUCUACAUCACUCAUCAUGGACUUUGUCAACAAGAUCGCCGGCUCCGGCAACAACAACAACAACAACAACAACCAGCAGGGCAGCAACGAGCAGAACACCCAGGGCUCGUCGUCUGGCGAACAGAAGUCUGGAGGCUUCCUCGGUGGCAUUGGCGAUAAGCUGAACUCUGCUGCGGGCGGCGGCAAGGAGUCUGAGAAGAACGAGGAUUACUUGGACAAGGGUGUCGACUACGUCCAGGAGAAGUUCAUGGGCGCUGGACCCCAGGACAACGAGUCUGCUGUUGAGCAAGCCAAGGAUGAGCAGAUCAGCGACUACAUUCGCAGCUCCUACAAGUCUGCUACCGGUUCCGAUGUCCCCAUCAAGGACAAGGAGACCCGCUUCGGUUAAGCUUCAGGCAUAACAGGUGGAUGCUUCAGGCAUGGUACGAGACCAGCAGGACACGAGAUCCGCUGGCUAUGAUAUUACGGUUAUGAUAGUCUUGUAAUGACACAAUUGACCUUCUGAACUCCUG